AUGGUAUCUGGAGGCUUCAAUUUUACAAUUACAAAAUCAUUUAUACCUAUAUUUUACGAAGAAUCUAAUGUCCUCGAUGACAUACUGAAACAAAAAUGUGAUUUGAAAUCGAAUGAGUGUGAUAUAAGUGUCCCUGUUAGCAUGGCUACAAUGGAAAUUAUUGGAAGGACUGCAUUAGGUGUAAAAUUUAAUGCUCAAAAUGGUGGUCGUCAUCGAUUUGUCGAAAAUUUACAAACAGUCAUGCACGCAUGGGAAUAUAGAGUUACACAUCCGUGGUACUUGAGCAAAACAUUAUUCCAACUUUCAUCAGUCAAAAAAAAACACGAUCAAAGUCAAAAAAUCAUAAACGAGUUCACGGACGAAAUAAUUAAAAAAAAACUUGAUGAAUUGAACCAAAAUGCGAAUAAUAAAAAUAAAGUUGAAACAGAUGACGAAGAUGUUUGUCGGAAAACAAAAACAGUUAUAGACAUUUUAUUAGAAAACUAUCAUGAAAUGUCACAUGAGCAAAUACGAGAUGAACUUGGGACCAUCAUGAUUGGAGGACAAGAAACUACUGCUAUGGCCAAUGCAUGUGCAAUUUUUAUGUUAGCUCAUCAUCCAGAUGUACAGAACAAGGUGUUUGAGGAAUUGCAAUCAAUAUUUUCGACCGGGGAUGGGGAUCAUAGUAGACCACUAACAUAUGAAGAUUUACAACAAAUGGAAUAUCUAGAACGAGUGAUCAAAGAAACAUUACGAAUUUUCCCUCCUUUGCCAGUGUUUUGUAGAAGUUUAGAUGAGGAAAUGAAAAUUGGAGAACAUAUGUGUCCAGCCGGUUCAACACUGCUGGUCAGUCCACUGUUUAUACAUUCGAGUGGCCAGUACUACACUGAUCCAGAGAAGUUUAACCCAGACAAUUUUUUGCCAGAUACGUGCCACAGCCGACAUCCAUAUUCAUUCAUACCGUUCAGUGCGGGAUACAGGAAUUGUAUUGGGAUCAAAUAUAGCAUGCUCCAAAUGAAAACCGUUAUAUCGACACUAGUGCGAAAAAAUACAUUUUCUCCGUCGGAAAGAUGUCCCACGCCUAAACACCUAAGAGUUAUGUUCUUAGCGACACUUAAAUUUGUCGACGGUUGUUACGUCAAAAUAGUACCAAGAACUUCUUAGAAUAAUAUAAUAAAAUUAUACACAUUUUGUUCAUUAUAUUAGUAUUCUAAAGUUAAAA
Molecule: messenger RNA, 1201 nt
Organism: Acyrthosiphon pisum (pea aphid)
Lineage: Eukaryota; Metazoa; Arthropoda; Insecta; Hemiptera; Aphididae
Product: cytochrome P450 4C1-like
Exons: 5
Coding region: 1-1143 (380 amino acids)
Molecular function (GO): iron ion binding; heme binding; monooxygenase activity
Source: RefSeq, a predicted model, not a curated record